This is a messenger RNA of Synchiropus splendidus (mandarinfish), 2289 nucleotides long. RefSeq names its product phenylalanyl-tRNA synthetase subunit alpha (gene farsa). The record is from RefSeq and is a predicted model, not a curated record. The transcript has 13 exons. Gene Ontology annotation, molecular function: ATP binding; tRNA binding; phenylalanine-tRNA ligase activity. Gene Ontology annotation, cellular component: phenylalanine-tRNA ligase complex; cytoplasm; cytosol. NCBI's taxonomy places the organism in Eukaryota, Metazoa, Chordata, Actinopteri, Syngnathiformes, Callionymidae. Gene Ontology annotation, biological process: phenylalanyl-tRNA aminoacylation. Bases 19 to 1509 code for a protein of 496 amino acids.
GGUCCACCGGGAUCCAGCAUGGCGGACACCGGUGUGGCAGAGUCGCUUCUGCGGCAGGUUGAGAAGGCGGACGACGGCGUGGACAGCCUCCAACUGGCCACCAGCCUCGGGGUGGACCACCAGGUUGUCGUCGGUGCCGUGAAGAGUUUGCAGGCGCUCGGUGACGUGAUCUCAGCCGACCUGCGCUCCUCCAAACACUGGGAACUGACGGUGGAAGGGACGGAGAUCGCAGAGCAGGGCAGCCAUGAAGCCAGGGUCUUCAGCGCCGUCCUGCCGGAGGGGCUUGCUCAGGCUGACCUCAUGAAACUGUCCUUUGGGAAGAUCGGCUUCAGCAAGGCCAUGUCCAACAGAUGGAUCCGCCUGGACAAAGGUCACGAGGGCGGCCCCAGGAUAUUCAGAGCCGUGGAGAACAUCGACGACCAGGUCAGAGAGAAACUCCUCCUGGUUCAGAGUGGAAGCACAUCCCUGGACGAGAAGGAGAAGAACGAGCUGAAGAAAAGGAAACUUCUGUCUGAAGUGACGGUGAAGACCUACUGGCUCACCAAGGGCCCGUCCUUCAGCACCUCCGUCACCAAGCAGGAGACCGAGCUCACCCCAGAGAUGAUCUCCUCUGGCAGCUGGAAGGACAAGAAAUUCAAGCCGUACAACUUCGAGGCCAUGGGCGUGGCCCCGGACUGCGGGCAUCUUCACCCGCUGAUGAAGGUGCGGACGCAGUUCCGGCAGAUCUUCCUGGAGAUGGGGUUCACGGAGAUGCCGACCAACAGCUUCAUCGAAAGCUCCUUCUGGAACUUCGACUCGCUCUUCCAGCCUCAGCAGCACCCGGCCCGGGACCAGCACGACACCUUCUUUCUGUCCGACCCGGCGCAGGCGCGGCACUUCCCUCAGGAGUACCUGGAGAGGGUGAGACGGGUCCACUCCGAGGGGGGCUACGGGUCUCAGGGGUACAAGUGUGAGUGGAAGUUGGAGGAAGCUCAGAAGAACCUGCUGCGCACUCACACCACAGCGGUCAGCGCCAGGAUGCUGUACAAACUGGCUCAGCAGGAGAAGUUCACCCCCGUCAAGUACUUCUCCAUCGACCGCGUCUUCCGGAACGAGACCCUGGACGCCACCCACCUGGCCGAGUUCCACCAGAUCGAGGGUUUGGUGGCGGACUACGGGCUGACCCUGGGCGACCUCAUGGGGGUCCUGCACCAGUUCUUUACCAAACUGGGGAUCACCAAGCUGCGCUUCAAGCCGGCCUACAACCCGUACACAGAACCCAGCAUGGAGGUGUUCAGCUACCAUGAAGGACUUAAAAAGUGGGUGGAGGUGGGCAACUCUGGAGUCUUCAGACCUGAAAUGCUGCUGCCCAUGGGUCUCCCUGAGGACGUGUCGGUGAUCGCCUGGGGUCUCUCUCUGGAGAGGCCCACCAUGAUCAAGUAUGGCAUCAACAACAUCCGAGAGCUGGUGGGACACAAGGUCAACCUCCAGAUGGUCUACGACAGCCCCGUGUGUCGACUGGACUCCUGAGUGACACGCGCAACUCCUGUCAGAGACAAACCCAAAUGGAUCAUGUGAGCGGCCCCAGAACCAGAGCCGAGGAAAGCGGCGAGAACCAUAACUCUAAUGAAUAUUGAAUUCUGGAUCAUGAGAAUAAACCUUUUCCCAAAGACCGUGUGUGGCGGGGUUGAGCUUCCCAGCAGAACUGGAGCAGGUGUUUGCUCGCUCCAUUAAUGUGACUUCAACUUCUGCAACUGCUGCGUCCUGAAGGCUUGAGGUGGGUCGCUAAAUCUCUGAGAAGAUCGGAUCAAUGUGCCUCUGAUGCCUUAUAAAGCAUUGGUUCCACUUUUAUGACUGAAUGUGGCUUCACUUUUUUAUGCUUAGCCCAGUCAUUAUAAGGCAAAAACAUGCUAACGGCGCUAAAACACUGAUGCUAAAUAUUAGUUUUGUUUUUCAGUGACUUCUCGCGGCUCAAUAAGUCGUGUUUUCAAGUGAACAGCUGAAAGGUGACCGCACUGUCUGUUGUUGUUGGGGUUGAAGAUGACAAUUUUGCCAAGAGGCUUAAUAUUGUAAGCUUGUUAUGUUUGCUAAGCUAAGCGCCGUAGCUUCAGCUCCCGACAGACUCGCGCCUGGUUAUUUUGUUGUCGGAUAAAUCCGCCCGGUGUCUGUGUGUUUGGCUGCUUCCUUGGAUUUAGGAUUAAGUUUUCAGAGUUAAACUAUUUUCCCCCAACAGAUCAAACCACCUGUUGUUUAUCAGCGAAAAGAGAUUAGUUUGUUUACGCAUUUUGGUUUUCUUUUCUAUAUUUUUAA